AUGGACGACCUGCGCUUUCGAUCGCAGCGUUCGCCUCGCGACGAGUCCAACAACCCUACCACCAUGUCUUUGGUCACCCCUCCCCGCAAUGGCUCGCGCAUGCCUCAACCACCCACGCCCCAGCAGCAGCAGCAUUUCCCUCAGCAUGCUUCUGCUGCGCCCUCCAACACUGCCGACUCGCGAUCCAACCUGCCCAGGCGCUUCACCACCGACUCUGGGCGUAUCCCCACGCUGUCCACGGCUUCCCUGAUAUCUCCGCCCCCGCGCGGCCCCGACCCUGCCCACGAGUACAACAACGGUAGAACCCCGACGCUGAUACUUCUGGCGCAGAUUGAGAAGAAGAAACUCGAAUAUGAGAGGAUCCGCGAGCAGCGUCGUCGCUUCGAGCUCGAGAUGCAGAAGCUCGACCAGGACUUCCGCCGUGAGGCUCGCGAGUUGGCUCAGAUGGAGGAGGAUGUACGCAUCCACGGUCACCAGUCCGAGCCCACUACCCCCCCGGAGCACCACAACUCUGGCUUCCCCUCCAUCUUCUCGAGACCCAGCCGCUACUCCAUGUCUAGCCUGGCCUCGCCCCCCGGAUUCCAGAACCGCCCUGCCAGAUCCGGCUCCCAGCUUAUAUCCCCACCCUCCGGUGUCGGCCAGGGCCGCUAUGGCUGGGAUGACGUCCUGCCUUCGCGCUCUGUUCCGCUCACGCGCCGUAACAGUGACGACGAGGAUAAGGACGAAUCUUUCCGCACUGAGCCUGUCGGUCACCAUAGGUCAACUCAUAGGUGA
Messenger RNA from Geosmithia morbida, 774 nucleotides. RefSeq lists its product as uncharacterized. The record is from RefSeq and is a predicted model, not a curated record. The transcript has 2 exons. NCBI's taxonomy places the organism in Eukaryota, Fungi, Ascomycota, Sordariomycetes, Hypocreales, Bionectriaceae. Bases 1 to 774 code for a protein of 257 amino acids.